Danaus chrysippus (African queen) is the source of this 1473-nucleotide messenger RNA. Lineage: Eukaryota; Metazoa; Arthropoda; Insecta; Lepidoptera; Nymphalidae. The record is from the annotation of a GenBank genome assembly.
AUGGAUAAAACUGUGUUUGUUCUGAUUCUUACUUCUUGUAUUGGAUUCGCUUACAGCGAUAAUUCCACCACAACAGCGCCAGACGAUGCCUGGAAACAAACUGGUAUAUGUAGAAAGUGUUCCUGCAAAGAUGUCAAAGUAGAUUGUUUUGAUCAGAGCCUAGUAGAUUAUUUCAGUAAAGAUGAAUGGAAUCUUUUAAAAGAUCUCAAACCGGAAGUGGUCGAUUUGAGCGAGAAUUUAUUCAGGAAUGUGACUGUCAUGGCGGAACUUCCGAUCCGCGUGUUAAAUCUGUCUCGCUGUUCUAUUGAGUUUAUAGAAAAUGGCAGCUUUAAGGAUUUACAGAAAAUGACUACAUUGGACCUUAGCCACAAUAAACUAACCACAGAAAAACUUAGUCCGCAUGCUUUUGAGGGUCGUUACUCUCCCGAAGAGUUUGAGCCUCUCUCAUCCAUGAGGACCCUAAGCCUCGCGUACAACGACCUCCACUCAUUAAACCAGGACCUCUUUGAACAUCUGCCUGAACUGACUGAAUUGGACCUCAGUGGAAAUCCAUUAACCACUAUUGAUCACGUCACUCUUAUAGCCAUAUCAAGUUUAGCAAUGUUGAAGGUUCUCCGUAUGCGUUCGUGUGAACUCACAGAAGUUCCGGAGAAGUUUCUCCACACUCCUCGUUUCUUAGAACAUCUGGAUCUGAGUGAUAACAAACUAACAGCUGUACCCCAGGAGCUGGAAGAAACCAAAAACCUCAUAUUCUUGAACCUAAACCAGAACCCGAUAGUAGAACUUGAUGCUACUUCGGAGAAAUACCCAGGAUUCCCCCGUCUUCGGAAAUUACAAGAGCUACACAUGUGUAAUAUGAAACGACUUACACGCAUCGGUCCUAGUGCGCUGGCCGGCUUAGAAAAUAUACAGAAACUACAUAUCAGUUUCAACCCAAAAUUAACGGUCAUUGACCCCAAGGCCUUAGCAAGACCUGACGAUAUAGGAGAAACAUACGACUGGCCGAUCGUUAAAGAGUUGUAUCUACAAUCCAAUAAUCUAUCGGAGAUUGAUUCACGUCUUGUUUCUCGUUGGGAUUUGUUGGAAAAGAUCGAUGUUUCAAAUAAUCCCUUCCUCUGUGACUGUACCACACAAUGGAUGGUGGACAUGUUGGUGCCAACCAUAGAAGCCAAGACAUUAAACUCCUCACAGAAGAUGAUAUGUAAUGAGCCAGUUGAGAUGAAAGGCUUCACUUUCUACCACCUUCACGCUGGUCACAGAACGAUGCGUUGUGUUGAUAAGUACGGUCACAGGCCGGAGAGGGACGGAGCGAUGCUGAUAGGGACUCUUAUAGGUGUUCUUCUCGCUGUUCCUAUAAUGUUCUGCAUCAUGAUGCUGGUUCGUCGUGGACACCUUUCGUGUCUGGGCUUACGCGGGCAAGAUGUGUCGCGUGCCUUCUACAAGCGAGCGCCCGCCGACGAAAACUAUAUAUAA